Molecule: messenger RNA, 2377 nt
Organism: Tyto alba (common barn owl)
Lineage: Eukaryota; Metazoa; Chordata; Aves; Strigiformes; Tytonidae
Gene: F2RL2
Product: coagulation factor II thrombin receptor like 2
Exons: 2
Coding region: 167-1312 (381 amino acids)
Biological process (GO): blood coagulation; phospholipase C-activating G protein-coupled receptor signaling pathway; positive regulation of Rho protein signal transduction
Cellular component (GO): membrane
Molecular function (GO): thrombin-activated receptor activity
Source: RefSeq, a predicted model, not a curated record
ACAAACUAGCUCCUUACCGUAAACCUCAUGCCUACAGGAUGCUUCUGGAGGACAGAUCAAUCAUUCUUUAGUUCCUUACCGGGGGAGAAAAAAUCCCCCACACAAUGCCUCUUGAGAUGAACUAGAGCAGCAUUGUUGUUUGGCUAGCUGGAAUUCACGUACUACAAUGAAGAUACUGUUUUUCACUGGAUUGAUCUCUCUUACCUUCAGUCUUUUCACAACAGCUUCAGAAUUUUCAUUGAAUGGCUCUGCAAUUAAAACCGUGUCUCUUAUCAAGACUUUCCGUGGAAUUUCAGCAAGAGACUACGAUUAUAUUCCCCCUUAUGCCAUAGAAGGGGAGACAACUACCAUCCAUAUCAGAGAACACAAAUGUUCUUCAAAAAAGUCCAAUGACUCCACUUUAACAGAAGUGAACAAUACCACAUUGAAGUACCUGACCAGUUCUCUGAGCACCAAGCUAAUACCCACUGUCUACCUCAGUGCUGUUUUGCUGGGUAUACCGUCUAAUGCUGUUAUUUUGUGGAUGCUGCUCUUCAGGAUCCGGUCUGUGUGCACUGCCAUUCUCUACACAAACUUGGCUGUUUCAGAUCUGCUCUUCUGUAUCAUGUUGCCCUUCAAAAUAGCGUACCACAUCAACGGGAACAACUGGGUAUUUGGGGAAAUGAUGUGUCGAACUACCACUGCGGUGUUUUAUGGCAACAUGUACUGCUCCAUUCUGCUGCUCACAUGCAUCAGCGUCAGCCGCUACGUGGCCAUAGUUCACCCCUUCACCUACAAGAGUCUACCGAAACGUGCCUAUGCCAUCGCAGUCUGUGCUACUGUGUGGACCAUCGUGUUCUUGUACAUGCUCCCACUCUGCAUAAUGCGGCAAAGCUAUUAUGUGAAACAACUGGACAUUUAUACCUGUCAUGAUGUGCACAAUGCCUGUGAAACAAUAUCUUCCUUCCAGUUCUACUACUAUGUUUCUUUAGCUAUCUUUGGGUUUUUAAUACCUCUUGCAACUAUUGUUUUCUGUUAUAUCUCAAUUAUACGAACACUCAAGACUCAUGAAUGGUUCUGGUACGUUAAAGUCAGUCUUUUGAUCCUUACCAUCUUUGCUAUUUGCUUUGUGCCAAGCAAUAUUAUCCUCAUUAUCCAUCACAUCAACUAUUACUAUUACAAUACAGAUGGGUUAUAUUCUUUUUAUCUCAUUGCUUUAUGCCUUAGCAGCUUAAACAGUUGUCUUGAUCCUUUCCUUUAUUUUCUGAUGUCGAAACUUAGAAGUCAAUCCAAUAUCUAUCUAACAAUGGUUAAAAUAUCCAGGGAAAAAUGAAUUUAGUUUUAUAUUUAUAUUAUUGGAACUAUGAUUUUGUAUAGUAUUAACCCAGGCAGUGACAAACCUCAGGUGCAAACAAACUUAAAUUAAAAAGUGAUAAAAACAAUCUCAGUAAAAUUUACUUCCUUCCAUACACCACAGAAGGAAUAUCUUCAGAAAUACACUUCCCCAGCUCUAAUUUUAUCACGUGCAUUGCAACCUCUGGUGUACCUAGAUUCAGGGAUGUGGCUCCUCACCUCCAUUUCCUUCUGAGAAGGUCACUUUUAUGGCCAUGGAGAAGAAACCAGAAUAUCAGUCACUACAGCCUCUGAACACCAGAAAAGUAAUCAAUAUCCAAACAGCACUUUUAUGCCCAUUCAUUAUUUCCAAAUGCUUCAAAUUAGCUCUCAGCUCACAAUCACUGCAGGAACAGUGAUGUGAAAACAAGUUUUUGGCCCAGUGGACAUAGGAUCAAGUAAAAGCACUUUCUACAUGCUCAGGAUCUGUUGAGCUUUGCAGAAGCUCCUUGUCACAUAGCCAAGAGCAAAUACUGCCAUGAAUGUUAGAAAUAAAGAGCCAGAGUCCCAGUAGGUUCAAGGAGCAGUAAAUCUACAGCAAUAGAUGCAGAGCCUGACACUUCCAGGGCAGCUUCUCCUGUGAGGCUGCUUAACCAGCUUUGCACUGAAGACUUGUUCUUCCACUUCGUCAGCACCUGAACUCCUCUAGCACAGGAGGAUUGCUGGAGGCUAACCCUUAUCAGUGUGAAUCCGGGCAUGUAUUAUUCUUGCUUGGUAAGCAAAACAGGGAAGCUGUUUUGUAGUAGUGUCUAUUUCCACAUCCUCACAGGAAAUACCUACAGUGUUACAAAUACUGAAGCUGGUUAUGAUUGAUUGUCCAUGUUAAUAAAACAAAGGGUCAGCUUUUACAUUUACAGAAACUCAAAAGCAACAUAUAUUCUGAGUAUAAAUUCCUACAAAAUGAGCUCAGUAGUUGGUGUUUGUAUUUGUAACUGCAGCACAUAAGACAGUGAUGAGAAAAAAAGUUUUACAUAAGUUUGAUAAUAGUAUUGUAAAAAACUUUGCU